This is a messenger RNA of Mixia osmundae IAM 14324, 1851 nucleotides long. RefSeq lists its product as uncharacterized. The transcript is spliced from 7 exons. Gene Ontology annotation, molecular function: actin binding. NCBI's taxonomy places the organism in Eukaryota, Fungi, Basidiomycota, Mixiomycetes, Mixiales, Mixiaceae. Bases 1 to 1851 code for a protein of 616 amino acids. The record is from RefSeq and is a predicted model, not a curated record.
AUGAUCAACAGCAGAAGCGAGCGCUUCAUCAUGCAUGCAACUGAGGCUAUCAUUGGCGAGCUUCAGGCAGGCCCUAACAAGCUGACAGAAGCAUUCAUACCUCCCCGAGUUCGCACAAAGGCGACAAUGGCGUGUGACAUGUCAGACAGUCGCAUUGCAGCCGCCUACGAAGCUAUACAGCAUGCUGCCUCGAGUACAGACUGGUUCGUGCUUGGCUAUCGCGACUCAAGAGACAAGCUCGAAUUAUACGCUUCGGGCGCGGCACCGACGUCGGAACUCGUCAGAGAGCUCGAAUCGACACGAGCUCAAGAAGUGCACUUUGGCCUCCUCAGGCUCGAGAACAAGCUCAUCCUGUUCACAUACUUACCAGACGACAUCAGUGGUGUCAAGCGGGCAAGGGCGCUGGUGCACUCGCGAGCAAUAGCAACAACUUUCAGAGCGCAUCAAGCAGUCAUGACUGUGCAUGAUUUGUCAAACUUUGAUCAAAUCGCUCGCUCAAAGUUACGACUUGACGGCAGCACGACCCCAUCAAUGCCGCUCAACGGAUCUCCGCGAUUUACGAGCGAACGUGAACCUUCGCCGCGCCUUGCAAAUGGUGAGGGACGCGCGUCGCCUCAUUUCGUAGCGCCCAUGCCGGCUCAAGCUACGACACCGAUCGUGUCCGUCUCUUCAGCCUCGCCUGCAUCUACCUCACAACUUCCGGCGCUACCCAGAAGCAACGAUAGCUCGCAGCGGACAAGCCUAGAGCAGUCGCCUCUGAGUCCCGCACUCGGCUAUGCCUCUGCUCAAUCUGUGGCCUCAAAAACAACCUCGCCGCAACCAUCUGAUUCGCCUGGUACAGGCAGCGCUGUUCCACGUACGCCUCAGAUGUCUGCAUCUCCAACCGGACGGGACUUCUCGUUACCUCGGCGCACGAGUGCUUCACCUCGGCAGAUCUAUUCCUCGCCAGUACUGAAUGGUUUCGGCAACGAUCAGCUGGAUCGAACCGCGAUGAUCAGAAAGUCUUCACUUCGCCGUGACGGUCCAGGCAAACAGUAUCCCCAGCAGCCACGUAGUCCCAGUCAGCGGAAGCUCAACGACAGUAUGCCUGCAGCAAUUGGCGUCGUUGGAUUAGGUCUGGGCAAUGGUCUAGAGAGCAUAUCGCUCGAAGACCAGAGAGCACGAGAAGCGGAACGAGCAGAAGCGGAGGGCCUUGCGAGAGCCAGAUGGGACGCAGAGGCCACGGAACGGCAAAGGCUCGACGAGGCAGAACAGCUGAGGUUGCAGCAAGAUGAAAUGCUCAGGCGGAGAGCGUCCGAACGCUUACAUCGCGAGGAAGCAAGGAGGUUAAGGCAAGCAGAACUAGAUCGACAGAUGGAAGAAGCGCGGGUCGCUCAAGAACGAGAAGAGAACCUCAGAGCAGACUCGAACCGCGAACGCGAGGAACGUGAAGCAGAGGCGAGCAGGAUGGCGCAAGCACGGCAAGAGCAGAAACGCCUGGCGAAGCAAUCAGCCAUCGAACAAGUCGUCAAGCGAGCCCGAGAGCUGAGGGAACCAGCAUCAACGAUCUUGUCCGGCUAUGUGACGGCUCAGCCGCGAAACGCAACGCUAUGGAAGCGAAGAUGGUUCGAGCUCAAGCCAGCAGCCUUACUCUUGUUCAAAGACGACGCGCCAACGAGCAAAGCGCUCGAGACUAUACCUUUGUCGGCUUCCAACUUCAGACGGAUUUUGCUCGAUCCAGAAGACAUAGCGAUUGUCAACUCAUUCAGAUUGGACCUCUACGACGAUCCGGAGCCGUACUUGUUCUACUGCGACGAAUCAGACGAUCGCGAAUUGCUUGUGCUAGCUCUGAAAAGCGUUUGCGGACAUUGA